Messenger RNA from Exophiala mesophila, 4006 nucleotides. RefSeq lists its product as uncharacterized. Bases 1518 to 3608 code for a protein of 696 amino acids. Lineage: Eukaryota; Fungi; Ascomycota; Eurotiomycetes; Chaetothyriales; Herpotrichiellaceae. The record is from RefSeq and is a predicted model, not a curated record. Gene Ontology annotation, molecular function: zinc ion binding; DNA-binding transcription factor activity, RNA polymerase II-specific; RNA polymerase II transcription regulatory region sequence-specific DNA binding. Gene Ontology annotation, biological process: cellular response to starvation; regulation of DNA-templated transcription. The transcript is spliced from 3 exons. Gene Ontology annotation, cellular component: nucleus.
CUUUUCUUCUGUCCUGCUUCAUUCUCAAAUUUAAAAAUGCAAUAGUGAUUUGCAUCCCCAUACUCUCUUUGGGAAAGACAGAAGCUUGCUAUCUUCAAACGCAGGCACCAGUUCUCAAUUGACAAGUUCCAACCUAACAGCCUCGUGCGUCUCUCGUCUCCACGAGGCGGCACGCCCAGUCUCCACAGCCGCCUGUUUGGUUCGAUCCAUUACUCAACCUCGGAUCCAGUGGCACGAGCGGUCUUGUCAUGUGUAUGCGUACCCAGAGUCCCUAACCCAUGUGAGCAGGUGUCCCCGUGGGUCCGAGGGGCCGAAGAGCCACAGAGCCCAAGAACCAAGAACCAAGAACCAAGAGAGCCCCUCAGCCUCUGCUUCUCUGUUGCUCAUCCCCAGGCGUGACAGUGCCAGGCUAACUAAGCAACCCCCCAGUGACCCCCUCUACGCAUAGGCCAGACAUCCACUCGUCCUGGCCUUCGACCUCGUCUCUCCCCAUCGCCAUCCCCUCCACUCGGCUCCCGCCCACUCCUGGUCCGUCCAGACUGACUGCAGACGAAUACUAAUCCCGCAACCCCUGUUCGCCUCUGCCUCUGUGACGCCUUGGACUUGACCUCCCCCGUGGUUGCUGGCUGGAUCGCUGGUCACUGCGAGCCCGCUGUCGGCCUGCCAGCCAGUUGCACCUUGCGCCUUCCAACCUUGCAAUUCGCACCUACCUACUUUUACUCCGCAUUCUGCACCUGCCUUUUGCCCGCACUUGCGCAACUCACUUUGGUCACCACCUCCACCAUCAUCACCACCACCACUACCAUUACCACCUCGUCUCCUCCACCUCACGUCUCCAGCGACGCCUUGGUCGCGUCUCUCCUCUACGACACAUCUACUCAUCCUGUCGCAUCCCGUAUGCGCCAAUCACCCUGGCACUAUCCUAUUCAUUACCACCGUCCUCGCCGAGCUAAGCCCUCGUGCGUCCUCUAGUGCUCGAGUGAUGACUCGCACUUUUCACCUCUGAAAUACAUGGUCCUCAUUACGCCCAAACCCUCUCAACCUCAUCCCCCGAGCCUCCUACAACGAUACGCUGUACCAGCAUCAGCUUGUCCCCUUGUCACACAUUCACCACGUCGCACAACAUCCCACCUCGGUCGUCGCACCUUGCUGCGCCCACGUUCAAACCACCAACCAAUACUCCAGUAUCCUACCACGACCAUACCACAACUCCACUCCUGCCUCGAGGCAUAAAACGUCGGUCCUUUCACCCAUCUACCAAUCAUCCUGGUCUAUCCAACUAUCCCUGCUGUCGGUACAAGUCUGACAGUCACUGUUGCACCGCUGAGCAUCCCACCACCACCCACCACCAACAAGCUUGCUUUUAUGGGCUUUCACUUUCGGCCCAUCUUCCACCCAAUCCCGCAUUCGUCACUCACCGGUGUCACUUUUGGUCUCUGUACAUGCAAUCUUGCAUCCUGAAUGACUGAGCGAAAACCCCACUCCUCUUGAUGCACUGGCUAUAAUAAUCAUCCAUCAUGGCGGUAUCAGAUAAUGAGGAUGAUCGCUCUCGUUCCGGUUCGCCAGACGAAAGUGGAAACGAACGACCUACCGGGAAUGGUAACAUGUCUGAAGUCUCCAAAGAUCAGAAGCCAAAGCAGAACGGCACCCCGAAUGCAAAGGAUCCGUCGCGACCACGACGGAAGAAGGCUCGGAGAGCUUGCUUCGCCUGUCAACGUGCUCACUUGACCUGUGGUGACGAACGUCCAUGCCAACGAUGUAUCAAACGAGGUCUGCAAGAUGCCUGUCAAGAUGGCGUCAGGAAAAAGGCCAAAUAUCUUCAUGAUGCCCCCAACGAAGCUCUGUUGCCUGGUGUCGCGAACAAUUUCAACCAUCCAGCCAAGCGAUCAUCAACAGUUUCCGUCAGUGAGGCCUCUUCUCAGACACCAAAGGCUCAGCAACAGACUCCCCAGUCAUACUUUCAACAAUCCCAACAGUUCAACAACUUUCAGCAGCCCACACAGAUGCCUCCUCCUCUCCUCCACGAAAGGAGCAUGAGUACCACCAGCUUCACCCAGCAAUCCCCCAUCAGCACCAACUUCUCUGGGGUCGGAUCCCAAGUCACUCUACAAAGCCCAGUCGUUGGGACAGAUCACCUGGGUAACAACAACAUGAACAAUCCCGCCUGGAACAACGGCCUCUUUGACGAUCCUUCCAUGUUCAACUUUGACAUUGCCAGCAUGAAUUUUGGCAACCACUAUGGUGCGCUCGAGUUUGGCAUGCUGGGCCAUAUGGCCACUAACGCUGGCGAAACUCCACCAAGCGACACAACAACACACCGAGGUUCCAUGCAUCAACCCUAUCACAUGCCGCUCGGCAGUUUUAGUGAAAGUCCCACGGCUCAAUUCCAACAGUUUGGUGACCCUAUGAUGACGGAUUGGCCCAAUGGAGGAGAUGGUUAUGCUCAGCAUCGACACAUGGCACCUAACGCCUUUGCCAUUGAAGCUGGGGCGGCUCACUGGACCUCGCCCGACACUACUGGAACUCCCACCAAUGCCAUGAAGUUUGAGGAUUCGCCGUUGAUGACCAGCAAUGGCCUACAUAUGGGGCCAUCCACAUUGGAUCCGAGCCAGGUCGCUGGUCAAGACCACCGACCGCGUCUCCCACAGCCUCCACAAAUAUCGACCCCACAACUCAAAGCCAAGUCUCAAUUACCGAUCAAAUCGACCAAACGACCUCGAGAUCCUUCGGCGAUUUACACCAGCGUCACCAGCCCCCAUCCAUACACCACCGGUUUUCAUGCACUGAUAGCGUAUUUGCAAAAACGGUUUGCCACUCACCCAUCAAAGACGCUUUCCAUUGCCAAAUCUUUGGCCUCAUUUCGACCAUCAUUCAUCGCCACCACAAAGACAUUGAACCGCGAGGAUUUGAUUUUCAUGGAGAAAUGCUUCCAACGGACCUUGUGGGAAUAUGAAGGUUUUAUCGAAGGGGUGGGCACUCCGACCAUCGUAGCUCGGAGAACUGGCGAGGUAGCCGCCGUGGGCAAGGAGUUUCAAAUCCUUACAGGCUGGACCAAGAGCGUUCUUCUUGGCAGAAGUCCGAACCUCAAUGUUAACCGAGGUCAUUCAGGUCAGACUCCUGGGACCGGGUCUGGAACGAAUACAGCCAGACAAACAGGUUUCAACACCCCCACCCGAGGAGGUGCGUUGGACGAGAAUGGAGAAAAUCGAUUACUCCCGGUGUUCCUGGCCGAACUCAUGGAUGAUGACUCGGUGGUACAAUUUUAUGAGGAUUUUGCCCGGCUAGCCUUUGGCGAUAGUCGUGGCAGUGUGUCUGGAAAGUGCAAGCUUCUCAAGUAUCGAACCAAGGAUGACGAACUGGCGUCCAACCUGAAUGCCGAAGUGGAAGCACGAACCGAAGAUGGACAACGCGAUAAUCGAAGACAGGACACCAACAACGCGAUGCGCAAAGGAAAUGAUUUGAAACGAGACGGCAUCUCAGGCGAGAAGGGCAUGCAAAAGUUGGGAUCGGCGGAUGGUAAGGUGGACUGCACAUAUUGCUGGACGGUGAAACGGGACGUGUUUGAUAUUCCCAUGUUGAUUGUGAUGAAUUUUUUGCCUUGUAUAUAGGCUUUGGUCAAUCUUGAUGAUACGGAAAAGUUUACAAUUUGGGUUCAUGAAAACACCUCUAAGGAUAGGUUGGGAGGAAAGGAUUUGGGCAGGAUUUGAUCGUUACAGAGUUGUUUGGACUGCAAGAACCCCGGUGUGCAUGAUUGAUGGUUGACCGAGUUGGAGGCAGAUUUUAUGGCGCCAGUGAUGGGAGAAGCGGAGUGUUUCCAGGUCGACUCAUGGUCCAGAGCAAUCGAGAACAGACGGUGAGCAAUUGAAUAGAGCUUGCAGCAUUAUAAAGUGUGUCCAAAGCAAAGCGACAAGAUCAGACUUGAGCAGUUUGGACUUGGGGAUUCGCACAGGUGGCAUAGCUUCAGGUAGUUUGACUAGAUGAAUCAUGACCACUAUGGGUGUUGAGA